GCAGCUCUCUCGCACACAAAGAUGUCUUGCUACGACCUGUGCCCACCAAAGACCAGCGUGGCCGUCCCUCAGCCCAUCGCUGAGAGCUGCAACGACCUGUGCACCUGCCAGUGCCCCGACUCCACAGCCUUCAUCCAGCCACCCCCCGUCGUGGUCACCUUCCCCGGCCCCAUCCUCAGCUCCUUCCCCCAGCAAGCCGUGGUGGGCUCCUCUGGAGCACCGGCCUUUGGGGGCAACCUGGGUCUGGGGGGCCUCUAUGGUGCCGGUGCCACCCAGGGCUCAGGGGGCCUCUGCACCUUUGGCAGAGCCUACGCUGCUCCUGCCUGCAGCCCUUGUGUCUUGCCCCGCUACAGCAAGAAGCUCUGGGACACCUGUGGGUCCUGCUAGACCCAGCCCCACACACCCCACAGCUCAUAGGACAACUCAGCCUCACAUUUUCUUUUCUUUAUCCCCACUGGCACCUCUAUGCAUGACACCUCUCCACCGUGCUCUGGCCUGUGGCCAGAGGUUGAACCCACCAUCAUCCCACAGAGCACUUUCUUGUCUCUGCAAGGACCAGUGCCUGGCAGAAGCCUGAAGGAACACCUCUCCUGAAGCCUGGUGGGUCAACCUGCCUGCCUCUUGCCUAUUGUGUCUUUCUCCACUCAAUAAAACAAGCCUGCAUCCAA
Molecule: messenger RNA, 668 nt
Organism: Calidris pugnax (ruff)
Lineage: Eukaryota; Metazoa; Chordata; Aves; Charadriiformes; Scolopacidae
Product: scale keratin-like
Exons: 1
Coding region: 22-387 (121 amino acids)
Cellular component (GO): intermediate filament
Molecular function (GO): structural constituent of cytoskeleton
Source: RefSeq, a predicted model, not a curated record